This is a messenger RNA of Toxorhynchites rutilus septentrionalis, 7190 nucleotides long. RefSeq lists its product as uncharacterized. Gene Ontology annotation, molecular function: nucleic acid binding. The record is from RefSeq and is a predicted model, not a curated record. Gene Ontology annotation, biological process: DNA integration. The transcript has 4 exons. NCBI's taxonomy places the organism in Eukaryota, Metazoa, Arthropoda, Insecta, Diptera, Culicidae. Bases 1185 to 7190 code for a protein of 2001 amino acids.
UGUGUGCACUAUUGACGUUUGUUUGUUGAUUUUGAAACCAGUUGAUAAUUUGCAAGUGAUGUGGAUGCUGAAAUUUUUAUUUCACUUCUUCAACAACUACCAGUGCUGUGGAACUAAUUCUGUGAUGCAAAUUUCUGCUCAAAGAGAAGCAAUGGUCACAGGUGCACGAUGUCAUCAUUGAGCAUAUUGCCACGGACUGUGUUAUUAACGGCAACAUUCCUUAUUUGAAAUUAUUACUGAACGAGAUCGGGGAGGUCAAACAAAUCUCCAACUGGUUCAUCGAGGGGCGGAUUUUGAGCGACUUAAUCGAGCUGAAUGAGAAGUUUGACCUGACCCGGGACACGAUCGACGACGAAACCGAGGCGCUCAAGCCCAAACUGUCCUAUAUGUGCUCUGUGGUCAAAAUGUUCCCAUGCCCGACGCCAAAGCAUCGGUUCUGUCAGAACGAAAUUCCAGCUUAUCUGAUUCGGUCAUUCUUUGCUCCGGAUCCGCGUAUUUAUAGCUGUGAUGCGAAUUGGGCUCGAGAAGCUGCCAUUGCCCCAGGAUUACGUGCUAGAGGAAUUGCGGCAUAUGUUGAGCGCGUUCUUGGACGAGGAUCAGCGGAAGCAGCAAUGGAAUAGUGUUUGAACGAAUUAUGUUAUUUUAAUCGUAAAUUUUUUUUCUGUAAUUGUUGCCGCGAGUCCCGGAAUUGCUGGGCUCCCUGACGACUGCUAGAAACCACAUGGCCUGCCAAAGAGUAGACCAUGUAGGUGACAGGAAAGUUGAAGGUAGAAGAUGACAGAAAAUAAAGAAGUAGAAGAAGGUGGUCAAAAGUAAACAUAAACAAAAAUCAUAAAGACAAAAGAAAGAAUCGUGAACAUUGUGAGCUUUGGAAAUUAUAAUUAUUUAUCUAUAAAAGCUAGGAAGUAUUAGAAAAUUAGAAACUAUUGUUAGUAAAUUAUCAAAGUAAGAAUAUUCUAGUUAAAUGAAUUUAUAUCUAAACAACUGACUUAAAUUUAUAGGUACAAAUUUAUCCCGCAUAGUUACCAAAAUCUACAAUUGAACUGUUUGAAUUCACAGAUUGUAAUUUCACUAGUUACCGUGAGAACAGAAGUUAACAUUGAAGCCUACACUGAAUUCUUUAGCAAUCGCUUAAAGAAAGUGUUCGCUUUUUCGUACGAACAAACUAAAGAAUUCACGGUACGAUGGCUAACACCAACGCCGGAACAUCCGCCCUCGACAAUACCUGUCCUGUUCGAGAAGGCAAUUGCCAGGCCUGCAAACGUCCUGAUAGUGUCGAUGACAUGGUCGAAUGCGAACAGUGUAAAUAUUGGUACCACUUCAGCUGCGUGGGUGUAACACAAUCUGUUGAACGUCGACAUUGGGUGUGUAACAAUUGUUUACCAGUGAGCGUCAGCAGUCGCUCCUCCAGAUCGUCUGUCCGUAAAGCACUGGAGCAGCAACGAUUGCUGGAAGAACAGCAGAUUCGUCGCAAGCGGUUUGAGCAAGAAAAAGCUCUAGAGAAGAAACGACUCGAACAGGAGCAAAAGCAAAUCUUAGAAGAGGAAAAAAUGGAGAGAACGUUUGUUCAGGAAAAGUUCGAUUUGCUGGAGACACAGGAAGCUGACGAAGGUAGGAGUGUAAGGAGCAACAGAAGCCGAUGCCAGAAUAGCCACGAGAAAGUUAGGCAGUGGAUGAAAGAUGACGGAUCGAAGGGGCCAAAAGCCAGUACACCAAAUGAUGCGGCAGGAAAGGCACCAAAUCCGGAAACUUUACUACAAGGCGAGAGUAGCAACGAAACUCCAUCAGCGAUAAAUCCCAGUAGGAUACCUCCACAGUCAGACGCACUGAGCAAUCCAAUGAAUUUUCGACCUCCAGUAUCAAAAUUACCUUCCGACAAUAAAAAUAUACCGUCUUCAGAACUCCCUUCUUGCAUUCCACCCACCGAACAUACGGUGAAUCCUACGUUACUAGUCAACGCUUUAUCGGAUGAUAUUAGUAUUGAUAUUCCACCAUUGCCAUUCGAGUAUGCUCCUUCAGAAGGUGUCGUCGAUAAUGCUCCUCAACCUCGCUAUGAUGUCCAAGUUUCCACCCCAAUUAAUGUCCUAGGACAAAAUUCCCUACCAACGGGGCAUUUAACACAACCAAUGGUGCAUGAAAACCGAGCUCCAGUGCAAGUUCCUCCGCCAAGGCACACGCAAUCCGCGGGUCCUCCAAUAUACCCUGUAACGAGCAGAGCAAAUGAAAUGACUUACGUUGAUUCUGGACCUUCGUCGAUGCAAAUUGCAGCCCGUCGUGUAAUGUCACGCGAUCUUCCAGAUUUUAACGGGAACCCAGAAGACUGGCCUGUAUUUAUCAGUCAGUAUAACAUCACCACGGAAUGUUGUAACUUUAGUAAUGCCGAGAACCUCAUCCGGCUACAACGAUGUUUGAAAGGUCACGCUCGAGAAUCGGUACGCAGUCGGCUACUCUUGCCUGCAUCCGUGCCACGAGUGAUAGAAACACUUCGGAUGCUUUAUGGGCGACCUGGAUUGCUUAUAGACGCUCUGUUGAAUAGAGUACGCUCUACGCCAGCGCCGAAGAUGGACCACCUAGAAACGUUAAUAGAAUUCGGGUUGGAACUGCAGGGACUCUGUGACCAUCUUCAAGCGGCAUCGGAAACCGCACAUCUCAACAAUCCCUCGCUGCUACAAGAACUUGAAGACAAGCUGCCAUCUCAGCUGAAGCUCCAGUGGGCAAUGCACAAACAAACUGUGCCCAAUGUUACACUGCAGACGUUCGCCACUUACAUGUCGCAUAUGGUUUCUGCAGCGAGUCAAGUUACUAAGUACGUGGGGUGCUCCAAUUUACGUCGGCCGAUCAGGAAUAAAGAAAAGUCGAAAGAGAAAGGGCAACUCUAUACACACAGCGCGAAUGACGAGGAACAGUUUGAAACGAGUGACGGUGCGAACUCUGAAACUACAGUACGGAAUUGUUUAAUCUGCUGUAAACCAGGACAUCGAGUGAAGGAGUGCAAGCAGUUUUCAGAUAUGAGCGUAGAGAAUCGUUGGCGUAGUGUACACAGUUUUAAAUUGUGUCGAACCUGUCUCAACCAACACGGGAGAAAUCGUUGCAGAUUUUCAACAAAGUGUGGAAUCGACGGGUGCGAAUUCAAGCACCACCCACUGCUGCAUACUAAAGUGGAAAAUACGCAAAAGCCCACAACAACAGCUGAAAAUCAUUCACAUCGAGAACAAAAAUCCAAAAUGCUUUUCCGAAUUAUUCCUGUAACCUUGCAAGGAAAGAACGGAUGUGUUAACACAUACGCCUUUUUAGACGACGGUUCCUCUUUAACCUUGGUGGAAAAAUCAAUUGCAGAACAAUUAGGAGAGUCCGGUCCAUCAGGAGCGUUAUACCUUAACUGGACAAGUAAUGUAACCCGUUGCGAAGCUGACUCCCAAGAAAUAACAUUCAAAAUCUCGGGAGCAGCCGGUGGAAAAUUCUUCCGAGUUCAGUCAGCCAGAACAGUGUCCGAGCUGAAACUUCCGGUACAAUCAUUAAAACCGCAACAGUUGUCACUACAAUAUCCACAUUUAAAAGGUCUGCCGAUUGCUGGUUACGAUGACGCUAUACCCCGAGUGCUCAUCGGGUUGGACCAGUUGAACUUGUCAAUGCCACUAAAAUGCAGAGAGGGGCGGAAAGGAGAACCAAUAGCUACGAAAACUCGCCUCGGAUGGUGCAUCUACGGAGGAUCAGGUGAAGCGAAGUCUGUUGGAGUGAGCUGUCACAUUGUUCAAGUCAGCCCUGAAAAACUUCUUCAAGAGAUGGUGAAACGAUAUUUCGAGCAGGAAGAUGCUGGAAUUAAAUCAGUAAUCAACCUGGCGUCAGCGGAGGAUACUCGAGCAAAGAAGAUUUUAGCUGAUACAACAGUGCGGCUGGGAGACAAGUUCGAGACUGGACUCCUUUGGAGAUACGACCAGUUUGAAUUCCCAGAAAGUUAUCACAUGGCCCUUCGACGCUUGGAAUGUCUGGAGCGAAGAAUGAACCGAGAACCUCUUUUGAAAGAGAAUAUUCACCAGCAGAUUCAAGACUACCAGGCGAAGGGAUAUGCUCAUCGCGUUUCAGAGGAAGAACUUUCGGGUGUCGAUCCACGAAGAAUAUGGCAUUUGCCGCUCGGAGUCGUUACCAAUCCCAAGAAGCCUGGUAAGAUCAGAUUGAUUUGGGAUGCGGCGGCCAAAGUGGAUGGGGUUUCUCUCAACACUGUAUUGCUGAAGGGGCCCGAUUUGCUGUCGUCUUUACCAGGAGUGCUAUUUAAAUUCCGAGAAAAACCUGUGGCAGUGAGUGGUGACAUUCGCGAAAUGUUUCACCAGAUUCUCAUACGGUGUGAGGAUCGUUAUGCAUUGUGCUUCCUUUGGCGAGAAGAUCCGAGUCAGAAUCCCGAAACGUUCGUCAUGGACGUUGCUAUUUUCGGUGCCAGCUGUUCUCCAUGUAUUGCGCAGUUCGUCAAGAAUGCUAAUGCCGAGGAAUUUGCUGUACAAUAUCCCAAGGCAUCAGAGGCCAUAGUCAGGAAUCACUAUGUGGAUGAUUUCUUGGAUAGUUUCGACACCGUAGAAGAGGCACAGCGAGUAGCGGCUGAGGUGAAGUUGAUCCAUGCGAAGGGUGGAUUCGAAAUACGCGGUUGGUGUUCUAACUCAGCGGACGUACUUAGCCAUCUGGGAGAAACAUUUGUGCAAAAAACAAAAGAUCUGAAUCUGGACAAAAGUGACGGAGCAGAAAGAGUUCUAGGGAUGUUGUGGUUGGCAAGCGAGGAUGUUUUAGGAUUUUCAACGCAAAUGCGGGCGGAUAUUGCCGCCAUCAUCAAUGAGGGUCGAAGGCCAACAAAACGCCAAGUCCUACGAUGUGUCAUGUCCUUGUUCGACCCUCUUGGACUAUUGGCUAUAUAUACGGUACAUGGUAAGAUCCUGAUCCAAUCCAUAUGGCGCUCUGGAAUUGAUUGGGAUGAGAAAAUUAAGGAUGAGGAGUUCAAUCGUUGGACGAAGUGGAUAGCUAUAUUGGGUCAGGUUGACCACGUUCAUAUUCCACGCUGUUACGUUGGGCAAGAAUCCUCCACAUCAUUAGUUUCUGUGCAGCUACACAUUCUGGUGGACGCGAGCGAAGACGCUUAUUGCGCCGCUGCAUACUUUCGUUUUAUUCUUGUAGACGGAACCGUCAUCUGCAAUCUAGUUUCGGCGAAGACGAAAGUUGCACCCCUCAAACCGCUAUCUAUACCGCGUCUGGAACUGCAAGCAGCCGUGCUUGGUGCUAGGUUGGCUUCGUUCGUCAGUGAGAAUCAUACAUACUGUAUCGAGAAAAGGGUUUUCUGGUCUGAUUCCAGUACGGUUCUUGCCUGGGUACGGUCAGACGCUCGCAGAUACCGCCAAUUUGUAUCAUGUCGCAUUGGAGAAAUUCUCUCGUUAACAGAAACUAGGGAAUGGAGAUGGGUUCCCUCCAAAAUUAACACUGCUGACGAAGCCACCAAGUGGGGCCACGGUCCAUGCUUAUCGCCAAAAGGGAAUUGGUUCCAGGGUCCGAGUUUUCUUUAUUGUCCCGAAUUUCAAUGGCCGGUCCAAAGCAAGCAACAGAACACUUCUACGGAAGAGGAACUUCGAUCCUGUUUUAUGCAUGACGUUACUGCAUUUGAAUCAACAGUGAAAUUCGAUCGAUUCUCCCGAUGGGUACGCCUCCUUAGAGCGAUCGCCUACACGCAGCGAUUCAUCAGCAACGCACGUUUGACUGAACAGCACCAAGACCUGACUCCUUUAAAUUCAGUAGAGAUCGGGAAAGCAGAAAGCAUUCUCUGGCGACUCUGCCAGGAAGAGUCGUAUCCAGAUGAAAUCUCUCAGUUAAAGAAUGGGAGAAGCGAAGUAGAUAAAUCCUCGGCGAUCUACAAGUUGUCUCCGUACAUCGAUGAAUAUGGAAUUCUAAGGCAGAACGGGAGGAUUGGCGCAGCAUCCAACGUCGAAUUUAACGUGAAAUUUCCGAUAAUACUGCCCAAGUCCCAUCGUUUAACUGCUCUCCUUCUGGACCAUUAUCAUCGGAUACUUCAUCAUGCGAAUUAUGAAACAGUUGUGAACGAGGUAAGACAAAAGUUUUAUAUCCCUAAUCUCAGGGCUGUUGUACGCAGGGCGAGAAGAUCGUGUCAGUGGUGUAAGAUUUACAAGUCACAACCUUCUACACCUAAAAUGGCUCCUUUGCCGGCUGCUAGACUAGCUUCAUUCGAACGGCCUUUUUCGUAUGUUGGCGUGGAUUUCUUUGGUCCAGUGAUGGUGAAGAUCGGGCGAAGCAACGUGAAGCGUUGGGUGGCACUAUUCACGUGCCUCACUAUAAGAGCUGUUCAUCUUGAAGUAGCAUUUAACUUAAAUACGCAGAGCUGCAUUAUGUGUUUUCGUCGAUUCGUCGACCGUCGUGGAGCGCCUUUGGAGGUUUACACUGAUAACGGUACCAACUUCCAAGGCGCCGAGAGGGUACUUAGACAGCAAGUCAAUAGCGGCCUAGCAGAGACGUUUACUAACGCCAAUACCCGUUGGUUCUUCAAUCCUCCCUCAGCGCCCCAUAUGGGCGGAGUAUGGGAGAGGAUGGUGAGGUCCAUCAAAACCGCGAUCAAUAGUAUUGAUACGGGGAAGAAGCUCGAUGAUGAGGGAUUCUCGACAUUGUUAGCCGAAGCGGAGAGCAUCGUCAACUCUAGACCAUUAACCUACCUUCCGUUGGAGACGGAAGCACAGGAAGCUUUGACGCCCAACCACUUCCUGCUCGGUAGUUCGAAUGGGAUCAAGCAGCCAACUGCGAGUCCCAUAAAUCAACGAGAAGCUAUCCUAAACAGCUGGAAUCAGAUUCGCCAUCAAUUAGACCUGUUCUGGCACCGGUGGCUUAAGGAGUAUCUUCCAACUAUAAGUCGCCGCACAAAGUGGUUUACCGAUACUAGACCGGUGGAAAUAGGGCAGUUGGUGCUAAUUGCAGAUGAAGGCAAAAGAAAUAGUUGGCUACGCGGUGUAAUUGAGAUUCGGACAGCCCCAGAUGGUCGAGUGAGACAAGCUACUGUUCAAACGACAACAGGGUUGCUGAGAAGACCAGUUUCUAAGCUGGCCAUUUUGGACGUGGAGUGUUCAGGUAAAACAGCGUCAGACACACUGUCUUACGGGGGCCGGGAUGUUGCCGCGAGUCCCGGAAUUGCUGGGCUCCCUGACGACUGCUAG